ACUGCUGCGAAUGGCACUAAAAUAACGAUACAGAACUCUACCAAUAUAAUGUCUAACAAAUUGUUGUUUCUUGAAACAAAGUCGGCGCAGGCGUUUGCUGGUUUAAUGUCAUUUGCAGCUGUUCUAAUCAGUGGACAUCAUAUAUACUUGCAUCUCACUAAUUAUACUGCACCGAAUGAGCAGAAGUGGAUUGUGCGCAUUCUCUUUGUGGUACCGCUUUAUGCAUUUCAAUCGUGGCUAAGCCUUAUGUUUCUCCGUCAUCAGGAUUUCUACGUAUAUUUUGACACAGUUCGAGAUUGUUACGAAGCAUUCGUCGUUUACAGUUUCCUCAGUCUCUGUUAUGAAUACCUUGGUGGCGAGAGUUGCAUCAUGGCGGAAAUACGCGGCAAGGCCGUCCCCUAUUCGUGGAUCUUUUGCACCUGCUGCUUCUCCGGUCAGGUUUUUACCAUUGGAUUCCUGCGCUUUUGCAAGCAGGCAACAUUACAAUUUUGCCUUGUGAAACCUCUAAUGGCGAUAGCGAUCAUAAUAAUGCAAUCAGCAGGGAUAUACAAGCAUGGGAUAUGGAGUGCAUCUAAUGGAUAUUUCUACACCACCAUCAUCUACAAUAUAUCGGCCUUCUUGGCACUCUACGCUCUGGUGCUGUUCUACCUCGCCACCAGCAACAUUCUACGUCCCUUCGAUCCAGUUCUCAAGUUUGCGGUUGUCAAGUCCGUUGUGUUCCUGUGUUUCUGGCAGGGCGUGAUCUUCGCCGUCCUGGAGAAGACUGGAGUUCUCCCGGCGCUGCCCAACUCAAACGCUGGCACCGUCUCUGCGGGCAUCCAAGAUUUCAUCAUCUGCAUCGAAAUGGUGUUUGCGGCAGUUGCACUUCGCUACGCGUUUCCCUACCGCCUGUACGCGGACGCGGAUAACAUCACGGAUGAGAAAAGGGGUCGACCAAGUAGUUUUCAUAACUUGCGAGACACGUUCAACCCGCAUGACGUGCUUCGUGAUGCCUUCCACAACUUCCACCCAACCUAUCAGAAGUAUACCGAACAGGUAAAAUUGAACAUCAAUGUCCUCCCUCAGCCGUCUCGUCACCUAGUUAACUAUGGCUGUUGA
This is a messenger RNA of Mesocestoides corti, 1098 nucleotides long. NCBI's taxonomy places the organism in Eukaryota, Metazoa, Platyhelminthes, Cestoda, Cyclophyllidea, Mesocestoididae. The record is from the annotation of a GenBank genome assembly.